AUACACUAUUAUGCACAAUACUGGAAGGAGAAAAUGUAAAUAGAUUGAAAUAGCAUACGCACUGUGAUUUCUAAAACCUGGAGAUUAUGUCUGUUUUAAUACGUUUCAACGGGCUAACGGGCUGUAUGUGGCCCGCGGGCCGUAGUUUGCCCAUGUCUGAUUUAACUGUUGACCAGUUUACCUGUUGACAGAUAACCAGUUAACUAUUUGACGUGUUCGCCAGUUGACCUGUUGACCAACUAACCGGUUGACCUGUUGACCAGUUGACCUGUUACUCAUCGACUGCUUACCAGUUUACUUGUUAACUUGUUGACCUGCUGACCUGUUAACCAGUUACUCAUUGACUUUCUGACCAUUUGACCUGUUGAUUAGUUGACUUGGUAACCUAUUGGCCUGUUAACCAGUUACUCUUUGACUUGCUGAUCAGUUUGUUUUGAAACCUGAACUGUUGACCUCAUGAGCAGUUUACCCUGUUAACUAGUUAAAUUCUUGACCAGAUAACCAGCUGACCUGUUGACCAGUUAACUAUUUGACCUGUUACCAGUUAACGUUUGACCUGUUGACAGUUAAGUAUUUGACCUGUUGUCCAGCUAACCAGUUGACCAGUUGACCUGUUGACCAGUUAACCAACCCAGCAGUGGUUCUCCCGAGUUCUCCGGAGUUCUCCCAGGUUCUUCAGAGUUGUGACGGCCGGUUCUGCGUCUGUCCUCCAGACUUCCUGAAGAGCUCUCAGUCCAGCAGCUGCUCUCUGAACAGCGAGAACCCGUACGCCACCAUCGGCGACUGGCGGCCGCCGGAGAGCAGCUACGUGGAGAUGAAGUCUCCGGGCCGCCACCCGCACCACGUCGCCGCCGGCAACGCCCCGCCAACCAGGAACAUCUACCACAUGGAGCCCGGUGUCAGCGUCCUGCAGGGGGCGCCGCCGGUCCCGUCCCACUGCCAGAACCCGUACGACCUGCCGCGGAACAGCCACAUCCCGGGACACUACGACCUGCUGCCGGCGCGCCCCGGCCCCUCCCAGGGCCACGCCCCCCACCUGCCCGCCAGCCCCACCAGCUCCCUGCUGUGAAGCCAGCAGGGCCGGAACCAGGGGGGCCGGGGGGGACCAGGAGGACCAGGGGGUCUGACGCUAC
Molecule: messenger RNA, 1133 nt
Organism: Salarias fasciatus (jewelled blenny)
Lineage: Eukaryota; Metazoa; Chordata; Actinopteri; Blenniiformes; Blenniidae
Product: multiple epidermal growth factor-like domains protein 11
Exons: 2
Coding region: 815-1069 (84 amino acids)
Source: RefSeq, a predicted model, not a curated record